AGUCCCCCCCAUCGCACAAAGUCCAGAGAAGAGGCCGUUCUGAUUCUGACCCGAGUCGCAGGCUCGCAGCAUUUCCCCACGCGCACCCGAACAUGGCCGCUCCGACUUCCGCCGCCGCCGCUGCCGACACAGCCACCCCGCCUCCUCCACCGUCGGCAGAGCCCGCGGCUGCACCUGCACUGGAUCAGGUCUCUCAUCCUCCUCCCCCUCAGCCCGACGCACCUGCGCAACCCCCGGCGCCAGCGCCAGCCCCAGCCCCAGCCCCGAAAAAGCGGAAGCUGGAGGAGGCGGGGUUCCAUACCUCCGACUACUACAAGAUCCGCGCCGUCGUAGCCGACCUGCGUGUCCGCUUCGUCCAGGUUUACCAAGCUACCAAUUUCCGCAACACUGAUGCUGCGCGUGAGAUCCUGAAAGAAAUAAAGGGAGUCAUGGAACUAUCCAAGAAAAUGAGGCUCAAGCUUGGUGCUACACCUGACCCUGUGAAAUCAACAGAGAAGCCUUCAGCUGUACCUGUGAAGGAAGAGCCUGUGAAGCCAGCAGAGAAGCCUCAAGCUGGACCUGUGAAGGAUGAGCCUGUGAAACCAUUGGAGAAGCAUUCAGCUGAACAUGUGAAGGAUGAGCAUGCGAAACCAUUAGAGAAGCCUUCAGCCGAACCUGUGAAGGAUGAGCCUGCGAAACCAUUAGAGAAGCCUUCAGCUGAACCUAUGAAGGAUGAGCCUCUGAAACCCACCGGGCCAGCUCCAGCUGGAGAAAAUAAUCAAGUUCCCGGGGUAGGUCAGGCUACGAUUUCUCCUAAUAACGCAGGUGUUGAUUCAGCAGUCAAGAAUGAUAACUCAGAUGCGCAGCAGUGAAGACAUAGUGGAGACCCAACCCAGUGAGAUGGCGGAUCACCCAUAGCUGCUGGACGAAAAUGCAGAGCGACUGGUGGAUCCCCCUACCAGCUUGAGUUGUCUUGCCUCUCCUGGAGAUAAUUUAGUAUGUAUGUGCUAACCUAAGAAGAGGGAUAAGGACAUCGAGAUGCAAAUUAUAUUGCGGUGCUCACAUUCAUUCUUUCUGUAAUGUGUUGCCCAUGAAUAAUUUAUUCGUCAAAUUGUAGCUGUGUAGCCGGAUCAUACAUUAAAUUGUGCUGUUGCUAAGUAUUGGCCAA
This is a messenger RNA of Panicum hallii, 1147 nucleotides long. RefSeq names its product transcriptional regulatory protein AlgP-like. NCBI's taxonomy places the organism in Eukaryota, Viridiplantae, Streptophyta, Magnoliopsida, Poales, Poaceae. The record is from RefSeq and is a predicted model, not a curated record. The transcript has 3 exons. Bases 93 to 851 code for a protein of 252 amino acids.